Molecule: messenger RNA, 1270 nt
Organism: Oppia nitens
Lineage: Eukaryota; Metazoa; Arthropoda; Arachnida; Sarcoptiformes; Oppiidae
Gene: barc
Product: HIV Tat-specific factor 1 homolog
Exons: 2
Coding region: 85-1254 (389 amino acids)
Biological process (GO): mRNA splicing, via spliceosome
Cellular component (GO): U2 snRNP; U2-type spliceosomal complex
Molecular function (GO): RNA binding
Source: RefSeq, a predicted model, not a curated record
UAUUUAUGUGUCAAUUGUUUGCCAUUUGUUUUGAAUUUGCUUUGCGUUUGAUUUUCGUCUUAACUGAAGACUAUCAUCAAUACAAUGGAUGAUGACUUUGAGUAUCAGUUGGCACAAGAAAAGGCUGAAAAUGUGGCCAAAAGUCAAGUGAAGACACGCAUUGAUCCGAAAGAUGGCACCGAAUAUGAGUGGAACGAGCCGUUGAAAGCCUGGUUCCCGAAGAUUGACGACGACUUCAUCGCUAAAUACCAGUCUUCUUACGGCAAUUUUACUGACAAUUCACAAAUUAGUGAAGAACCGGGUUUUAGUGGACACAACCUGACUGUGACCUCAGAUAACAAUCAACCACAACAAACAUCAAACAACUCCAAUGAUUAUGAUUUAUCGGCUAAUGUGACCAACAAUGGUAUCAAUAAAAUAACGGACAAUAAGAAGCCUUUUGUAUCGAAAUUGUUGAACAAACGUAAAGAAGAAGAAGAGAAACAAGAAUGGUUUGAUGUCGACGAUGAACACAACACCAAAGUCUAUGUCAGUAAUCUUCCAUUGGAUACGACUGAAGAAGAAUUUGUCGAAUUAAUGAAGAAAUGUGGAUAUAUUGAAAAGGAUGACAUGAAUCAGUUUAAGAUUAAGUUAUAUAAGGAUUCAAACGGACAACUGAAGGGCGACGGCUUGUGUACGUACCUGAAGAUCGAGUCGAUUCCAUUGGCGCUCAGCAUUCUUGAUGAAUAUGUCUUCAAAGACAAGACAUUACAUGUGGAAAGAGCGAAGUUUUCACUCAAAGGAGAUUACAAUCCAUCACUGAAACAAAAAAGAAAGAAAAAAGACAAACAAAAGGAGAAAAAGAAGAUCGAAAGACUUCUUGAUUGGAGACCAGAGAAGAUAACCGUUGAGCGACCAAAAAGUGAGAAAACAGUUAUUAUUAAGAAUAUGUUUGAUCCGAAAGAGUUUCUCGAAGAACCCAAACUAAUACUUGAAUACAGAAGUGAUUUGAGAGAUGAAUGCACAGAAAAGUGUGGAUCUGUUAAAAGAGUUGAUAUUUAUGAUUGUCAUCCCGAAGGUGUUGCCGCCAUUGUCUUUAAUGAGUUUGAAGGCGCCGAACAAUGCGUCCAACUAAUGAAUGGCCGGUUUUUUGCCGGUCGACGACUUACUGCUUGCCAUUGGGACGGAAAGACUAGAUAUAAGAUUGAAGAAACAGAAGAAGAAGCGGAAAAACGUAUCAAACAAUGGGAUGAAUUCCUCGAAAGGGAUAACUAAUUCAUUUAUUAAUUAC